This is a messenger RNA of Dissoconium aciculare CBS 342.82, 780 nucleotides long. RefSeq lists its product as uncharacterized. The transcript is spliced from 4 exons. Gene Ontology annotation, cellular component: cell cortex; plasma membrane; membrane raft. Lineage: Eukaryota; Fungi; Ascomycota; Dothideomycetes; Mycosphaerellales; Dissoconiaceae. Gene Ontology annotation, biological process: septin cytoskeleton organization; endocytosis; cortical actin cytoskeleton organization. The coding region runs from base 1 to 780 and encodes 259 amino acids. The record is from RefSeq and is a predicted model, not a curated record.
AUGGCCGUCGCUCGUCCCAUCCUCGGCUUGAUCGCCCUCGUCUUCCUCGCGGGCGGUAUCGUCCUCCAGUUCCUCGUCGUCCUCUCCGGCCUCGAGACCAUGCCCGAGAACCAGAUCUACUUCCUCCAGGCCCGACUCCCCAACAACGCCCAAGGCAUCCCCAACCCGGUCCGAUGGACUUGGCUCCGUCUCUGCGGCGUUGACGGCCAGACCGACCUGAACGCCAACUGCCUGGCCACCGCCGCCGACGUGCCGUUCAGCCCCGUCGACAACUUCUCCGGCACCAACGCCGCCAACAACCUCCCCUCGACCUUCGCCGACAACCGCAACUACUGGUACUACCUCAGCCGCAUCGGUUGGGCUUUCUACAUCAUCGCCCUCUUCUUCGCCGCCCUCGCCAUCUUCACCGGCCUCUUGGCUCUGUGCACCCGCCUCGGCGCUUACCUCAGCAGCAGCUUCACCUUCCUCGCGGUUGGCAUGCAAGCCGUCGCCGCCUCUCUCAUGACCGCCUGGGUUGUCGGUGGUUACCGUGCCUUCAACAACGCCGGUCUCGAGGCUCAAUACGGUGUCAAGGCCAUCGCCUUCACCUGGGCUGCCUUUGCUGCCUGGUCCAUCGCCACCAUCCUCUUCUGCGUCGGCGGUGCCCUCGGCGGCAAGCGCAACACCGAGGACUACGGUCACGAGAAGAAGGGCCUCUUCCGUCGCAACAAGAGCACCCGCAGCCGCGGUAGCUUCCGUGACGCCGACAGCGGUCGCCGCGUCAAGGACGACUACGAAUAA